This is a messenger RNA of Lethenteron reissneri (Far Eastern brook lamprey), 697 nucleotides long. RefSeq names its product UDP-glucuronosyltransferase 2B13-like. The record is from RefSeq and is a predicted model, not a curated record. Gene Ontology annotation, molecular function: glucuronosyltransferase activity. Lineage: Eukaryota; Metazoa; Chordata; Hyperoartia; Petromyzontiformes; Petromyzontidae.
ACGCGUCGCUAUCUUCCGGAAGAGCACGCGCGGCGGCCCACGCUAAGACUUGUGUAUUCGUGACGCACGGGGGAUUGCAAGGCAUCUUCGAGGCCAUCUGCUAUGGCAUCCCCAUGCUCGGCCUGCCACUGUUCGGGGACCAGUUCGAAAACGUGGCCCGCAUGCAAAGCAAGGGUGCAGCACUGGUGCUCAACAUUCACUCCCUCGACGCUGGCUCUCUCGCCUCGUCCAUCUCCACAAUCGUCACCCACAAGAGCAGCUACAAGGAGAAGUCAUCACUUCUCUCGCGUCUGCACCACGACCAGCCGCAGAAGCCCGUGGACAGGGCAGUGUUCUGGGUGGAGUUUGUGAUGCGGCACGGUGCAGAGCACCUGCGAGUGGCGGCUCACCACCUCACCUGGUACCAGGAGGCCGGCUUUGAUGUGGCGGCGUUUCUGCUGGCAGCCAUAGUCCUGGUGACAAGCGUGUUGACUGCGCUCAUCACGAUCUGCUGUCGCUGGCUCUGUAGGGCCAAACACCGUAACGCCACUGUAAGCAAGGAAAUGGCAGCCUCUAAAAAACACAAGUCAUUGUUAUGUUAAACCGAUUUUUCAAACAGCCACGCAUGCUUAAAUCGGACAGUGGGGGCAGCCUUUUGGCAAAUUCCCUUCAAACCAUUUAAUAGAGAAUGCUCUUCCCGAAAAAUGAUGAUUUGUUG